UGCAAGUUCGCUUAAGCUUCGGUAGAAAUUGUAGUAUCUCGAAUCAAUCGCCGCAGUUUGCUCUGCUCCGCAACUUUUCUACAACUUCAACCCAACUACUACUCGUCAUAACAACUUCGUCACAUUCACCUGCAGCGAACACCACACUCCCUUUUUACUCUCGCUGUACCUGACGUCGAGACCGGUCGGCGCAUCCUUUGAACAUCCCGAGUCUGGAACCCACGCAUUAAACCAACCACCUACUAUCGCCAUGUCGUUCCUCUUUGGCGGAGGCCGGCCUCAACCAUCUUCCCAGGAGAAGAUUGCUGCUGCAGAGGCUGAAAUCUUGCUUAUCCAAGAUAUGUUCCAGAAGUCCGUGGCUUCGUGUAAAAAGAAGUGUGUUCCUACCGACUACCGAGAAGCCGAGCUCAACAAGGCCGAAAGCGUUUGCCUCGAUCGAUGCAUGGCCAAAUUCAUUGAAGUCAAUGUCCAGAUUUCAGACAAGUUGAAGGAAAAGGUUCCAGGAGGCGGUGCUGGUGGCGGCGGCAUGUUCGGCAUGUAAGCGAGACUACAUUCAGCUUAUUCAAGUUGUAUUCGUUGGACACAUCGUCUGCAUCGUCGAGUGGUUCGGGGCUCUUGAAGGGGUCAGAGCUGGGUCAUAUGAAGAUGCUAUCAGACGCCUGGAUUGCCGGUCACAUCUCGCCUCAGUGAUGGAUGUGACAUUGUAUACUAUUUCGACCCUUGGUCGAGUGACAGAGUGUGAGAAUGGAAAAGGCGCAAUGCUGGGUGACGGGGAUAUUUACUUCGCACCGAAUACAAAUCAAGGAUACCCUCGUCUCGUUCAUUUCAUUACAGUCGUUUCUGCUCACGGUUGCAGAACAGAAUCUGGUCAUUUCUUCUUUAACAUUCGGGAGGCCGCCAUACUCGAAAACGAUAAAAAUGCCUUUGUUUCGGCAGCUGGUGGUGGCCCCGUGGACCCCUUUUGAAGUACCCAGGCGACCGCCG
This is a messenger RNA of Exophiala dermatitidis NIH/UT8656, 984 nucleotides long. RefSeq lists its product as uncharacterized. Gene Ontology annotation, biological process: protein insertion into mitochondrial inner membrane. Gene Ontology annotation, cellular component: mitochondrial inner membrane. The transcript has 2 exons. The record is from RefSeq and is a predicted model, not a curated record. NCBI's taxonomy places the organism in Eukaryota, Fungi, Ascomycota, Eurotiomycetes, Chaetothyriales, Herpotrichiellaceae. Bases 251 to 541 code for a protein of 96 amino acids.